AUGGAACCAAUAGUUGAAAACUUUCUUCAGGAGUUGCAAGAAGAAGAGCCAAAAGAUGAAUCCAAGAAAGAUAAAUUCAAAUCAUUUAUAUUCAAAUGUCUUGAAACAAUGGCAAUUACAAUUUCAUCAGUUGGAGUUCUUGCUUUAGCUGGGUUCUGCUAUCAUAAAUUCUAUGAUAUUCAUGUUCUUUCCAAGAUCAAUACUGCCUUUGAAGCGGGUGAUCCUGCAUCCCAAUUGAAAAUGCAUAGACUGGAUCAUAAAGAUAGUACCUACUGGGUGGAGCGUAGCCAACAGAAACUUUUAGAUGACAUAAUAUCUGGGAAUGUAAUUGGUAGGUAUUUUCUUAUAAUCGGUGAAAAGGGAACUGGUAAAACUUCACUUAUUCUUGAAUCAAUGAAGAAAAUUGAUGGAUAUAACGUCGCCAUGUUUGAUGCCCAUAGUGACCCAGAAAUCUUCCGUAUUCGUCUAGGUAAAGCAAUUAAUUUCACCUUUAAUGAAGAUUAUAUAGGUUCAUUGUUUUCUAUCAAGGGACAAAGAGACACCACUGCCUUAUUAGACAUUGAGCGAGCAUUUAAUAAGUUGGAACAGCUUGCUAGCGCUCGGGUGAAGAAGGUAGGAAAGCCGUUGAUCAUGAUUAUUAACAAUGCCCAUUUAAUCAAAGAAAACGAAGAAGGUAUCAAAUUGAUUGAAUUAUUACAACAAAAAGCUGAAGCAUUAAGUGGAUCUGGUCUAGUCACCAUGAUUUUCAACAGUGAUGAUUAUUGGGUUUACGAAAAUUUAAAGCAAUUAGGUACAAGAUUGGAGUUGAUCAACGUGAGAGAUUUAGACAGGAAGGAAACUGUCAGUGCAUUAAAGUUUAUCAGACAAAGAUAUUUUCCGGAACAAAUACCUGAGGAUGUAUGUAAUACAGUUUAUGAUUUAAUUGGAGGACGUCCGCAACAUAUCAAUCAUGUUGCUCGCAAUAAGGAUAUCAUUCAAGCAUGUCAUGAAAUCAUUGAUCGUGAAAAGACCUGGUUCUUGAAUAAGUGUGGAUUAUUAGGUAAUGAUAUGGAUGAUGAUGUUAUGGAAAGUGGGAAAUUUUCCUCAAGUGCCAUGCUUCUAAUGAAAGAAUUAGUUGAAAUGGAUAAGAAACAACCAAAACUGGUUGAUCAUCAUCUACCCGAAUUACCAUUAUGGAGAUGUCGACAAAUCAUGACCAGAAAUGAUUAUAUUCAACACUAUGACAAUUUGAAUAUUUUCACCAUUGAUUCGCAUUCUAGAGUCCGUGCUGAUUCCAUGCCUAUGAUGAGAGCAUUCCAUGAGAUUGCAUCGCAGCCUAAUUUUGAUGAGUUACUACAAGAUACAAUUGACCGAGUUGCUGAUAUCGAAUCUUUGGAAAGAACAAGAGAAAUUGUACUUAAAGAUUUGAGUUUAGGUGGAAAUUAUGAAGUCAAGAAAGAUAAAGACAAGUAUGCUAUGAAAUUAAACAAGUCAAGAAAACAAAUUGACGUUCAUGGUGAUUGGACCGAAUAUAAUAAUGACAUGAAUGAAGAUGAUGAUGAAGAUUUGUUUUUGGAAGGAAUUAGUCGUAAAGAAGCUAGAAGGCUUUGGAAACAAAGGAUGGAGAAAUUUAAGGAAACGGAAUAA
Molecule: messenger RNA, 1626 nt
Organism: Spathaspora passalidarum NRRL Y-27907
Lineage: Eukaryota; Fungi; Ascomycota; Pichiomycetes; Serinales; Debaryomycetaceae
Exons: 1
Coding region: 1-1626 (541 amino acids)
Molecular function (GO): ATP binding
Source: RefSeq, a predicted model, not a curated record